Messenger RNA from Eutrema salsugineum, 642 nucleotides. RefSeq lists its product as uncharacterized. The transcript has a single exon. NCBI's taxonomy places the organism in Eukaryota, Viridiplantae, Streptophyta, Magnoliopsida, Brassicales, Brassicaceae. The record is from RefSeq and is a predicted model, not a curated record. Bases 1 to 642 code for a protein of 213 amino acids.
AUGGCAAACAUUGAGAAGCUUAAGUUCCCAGCUCUCAAAAUAACUGGAGCAAACUACAUAGCAUGGAUCACCGAUGUAGAACUUUAUCUAGAGUCGGAAAGGUUAAUCAACACCAUAAAAGAGGGAAAUGAAUCGUCUGCCCAUGAUAAGGCAAAGGCAAUCAUUUUCCUGAGGAAACAUCUAGAUGAAAAUAUGACGCAUGACUAUGCGCACAUAAAAGAUCCAGCAGAGCUAUGGCAAGCUCUCAAAGAAAGGUUUGACAACCAGAGGGAAAUAAACCUUUCCCAUGCUCUUGAAGAGUGGAAAAACUUGAGGUUUCAAGAUUUUGAAAAGGUUGAGGAAUAUAAUUCCGCUAUUCUGAGAAUAGUCUCACAACUGAAAUACUGUGGUAAACCCGUCACCGAUGCAGAAAUGCUCGAAAAGACGUAUCUCACAUUUCAUAAGGAACAUCGUGUUCUACAAGAAAUGUAUAGAAAUUGUGGGUAUACGAGAUUCUCUGAAUUGAUCGUAACACUCAUAUUAGCAGAGAAGAAUAAUGAACUUCUCAUUAGAAACCACAAUUCUCGACCUACGGAAACCAAAACAUUUCCUGAAGCAAAAGCAACGGUUGUAGAAAAACCUCAAAUCAGCCUCUUCUUUUAG